Molecule: messenger RNA, 2971 nt
Organism: Vicia villosa (hairy vetch)
Lineage: Eukaryota; Viridiplantae; Streptophyta; Magnoliopsida; Fabales; Fabaceae
Exons: 3
Coding region: 1740-2801 (353 amino acids)
Biological process (GO): regulation of DNA-templated transcription
Cellular component (GO): nucleus
Molecular function (GO): RNA binding; transcription coregulator activity
Source: RefSeq, a predicted model, not a curated record
CUCGCCGAGAAUUCCCCCGGCGGUGCUCAUUCCAACGAUUACGAGCCCGGUGAACUCCGCCGUGAUCCUCCUCCACCUCCUUACUCCCGCUCUGAUCGAUAUUCUGAUGAUCCUGAUAUGGAUGCUCUAACGAUUAUGGAGUGUCAACAGUGAGUAAAAUUUGCAUUUGUGUGUUACAGCUCUGAUGUUGCCUCAGGUUUUGGGCUUUGAGGAAGGCAUGUUGCUUUGAACUCAGCAUUGGAUCAUGAUGUUGGAAUGUUUUUUCAUUUUAAAGGGUCAAUAAGUGUGUUGGAUGAUGGAAGUUUUCCAUUCUGCAUGAACUCGUGGGUGGGUUUUGCGGCACAAUAUCUGCUGCAUGGGUUCACAUUUUGCAGAGCCCUGAGUAUAUGUUUGGUUUUUGGGUGUUUGUGAAGGUAAAGACAGAGUCAACUUUAAUGGAAUAUGGGAUACAAUUUGAAGUUUUCCAUACAUGGUAUUGCAUGGGCAACGUGGUAGAACAUCAACGUGGUUACUGGAUUUGUAGAGGACAGACAAUGACAGUUACCAAUCGUUUUUGGUGAAUAACCUUAAGUUAGAACUAAUUUUUGGUUGGUAUAUCUAGGUUCUGCUGCAGGAAGUGUGUGGGUGGGUGUGUUCGUAGUUUACUACCUUGCAGAAGCUGACCUGACAUUUUGGAAAGAUAAUAUUUACCGAGGAAAAAAGUUCAUUGUGUCGUUCGUUGGUUAUAUAUGGUUUUUUUUGUUAUUCAACUUCUGGUUAUUUCAAUUCCUGCUACAUGUAUGUGGUUUACUUUUGGAAUAUUCCUUGUAAUGAUUGUUUUGGCUGGUGAUUGUCAUUUUACUUUCUGUGGAUUUUUCUUUGGUUGGUUAGUUAUAGUGAUGAUCAGAUGGUUGUUUAUUUACAACAUGGAAGACCGCUUUAUGAGCAUUUUAUGAGUAGAAUGCGAGUUUAGGAGAUUUCUUUAUCACGUGGCUGUGUAUCAUCUGUCGAAUCCUUAAAGUUUUUACAUAUUGAUGAUGCAUUAACCGGGAGCAUUGAUAAUUUGAUGUGGUACAGAAAAGAGAUGCAUAUCUUCUAAAAAUGAACUGAUGCACGUCUUCUCCAUUUCUGAAUUCUUUCUCGUGUUGUUUUGAAGUUAUUUGUGGAUAUAGUUUAUUCCAGGAGAUAUGAGAGUUGGUUGCUGGGAUCAUAUCAUGGCUUCAUUGGUUUUUUUUGCCUGGGCCGUUCUAAUUCAUGAAUUAUGUCACUUAAAUUGACUCUUGGCUACCAUGGCAGACUAACAACAGUGGUCCCAGAAGGAUUCCAACAACUUUUUGAUGGGGGUAUUUUAUUAAACUUCAGGAUUCUGUUGCACUUUGGGGAUGGUUGUUGCUGGUUUCCCUGUGGUGUACAUUCUGGUUCUGGGAUCUGGAGUUAGAUUGGGUGAAAUGAAAUGACAUUGGUCUAUUGUUUAUCUCGUUCAAAUUAUCUUUUUGUAGAAGUUAGCUCUUACUCUUGACUCCGAAACAUGAAUAUGGAUAUGAUAUAUCAGAUGCUUAUGUUAAGUGGUUUGUGUAAUUAACUAUAUCAGAGUCUGGUAUAUCAUUCGGACAUAGAAAGAAUUGCGGUCAAGGCUAUACUGGUGGUAAUUUUUUUGUUUGUGGAAAACCGUACUCAUAAAGCCUAUUUUUAUUAUGGUAAUAUUCCCUGUGCGGUGGUAACAUUUCUUUGAAAUUUCAAACUGAUUAUAUGGAAGUUGCAUGAUCAGAAUGUUUUGGGCAUUUUGUAGAUUGAAAAUGAUAAAUUUACCCUCACAAUGUCUUUGUUUUCCAGGAUAUAGAUUUCGUGCAGGUUCUUCAUCUCCUGUUCACCGUAGAGAUGCUGAUCAUCGCUUCACUUCUGACUAUAAUCACUUGUCACGAAACCGUGGAUAUGGUGGUGGGAGAGAUCCUGGCAGAUUUCGAGACCCUCCACACCCGUAUGCUCGAGGUAGAGUAGGAGGCAGGCCAUUUGGUAGAGCUUUUGAUGGACCUCGCUUUGGCCAUGGCCACGGCCAUGGUCAUGGUCAUGGUCAUGCAAGAGGGGAAGGCCAUGGUAGAAACAAUCCCAAUGUGCGUCCUAGGGAGGGAGAUUGGAUGUGUCCCGACUCAUUAUGUGGUAAUCUUAAUUUUGCAAGGCGAGACUUUUGUAACAACUGUAAGAGGCCUCGACCUGCUGUUGCUGGAAGUCCUCCUAGGAGGGGUUCUCCACCACUUCACGCACCUCCUAGACGCUAUCCUGGGCCUCCAAUUGAUCGUUCCCCGGAAAGGCCUAUGAAUGGCUACAGAUCUCCUCCUCGUCUGAUGGGAAGGGAUGGCCCUAGAGAGUAUGGAUCGGCUGCUCCUCUGCCACCCCUCCGACAUGAAGGUAGGUUUCCAGAACCCAAUGUGCAUAGAGAGCGUAUGGAUUACAUGGAUGACGCCUACAGCAGGGGGAGAAAUAAGUUUGAUAGGCCUCCUCCAUUGGACUGGGAUAAUAGAGAUCGUGGUAGAGACGGUUUCUCCAAUGAAAGGAAAGGAUUCGAGAGAAGGCCACUGUCCCCGAGAAGGCCACUGUCACCAAGAAGGCCACUGUCACCUCAUGCACCUCUUUUGCCGUCAAUUCCUCCCCAUCGCGGCGGCGGCGAUCGGUGGACUCGGGAUGUGAGAGAAAGAAGCCGUUCUCCCAUGAGAGGUGGCCCACCAGCAAAAGACUAUCGCAGGGAUAAUGUCAUGAACCGUGUUGGAGGAAGAGAUGAUAGGCGUGGUGGUCCGGGACGUGACAGACUUGGAGGAAUGUAUUAGCUGCAGAUUAUUGAAUGGAUGUAUUUUGUGAUGUAAUUUUUAGAUUCAUUAUAGAUAUUGAGGUUUGUCUAGAGUUUGAGAGGUUAGUUUCUGAAUCUCCAUAUUAUGGAGCUAACCCAUCGGAAAACAUUUUGAUAGUAUUGAAAUGCAUGGUACAUCGGUUUGUUUCA